Messenger RNA from Pollicipes pollicipes, 1170 nucleotides. RefSeq names its product dual specificity tyrosine-phosphorylation-regulated kinase 2-like. Gene Ontology annotation, biological process: peptidyl-threonine phosphorylation; peptidyl-serine phosphorylation. The record is from RefSeq and is a predicted model, not a curated record. Gene Ontology annotation, cellular component: cytoskeleton; nucleus; cytoplasm. Gene Ontology annotation, molecular function: protein serine/threonine kinase activity; ATP binding; protein serine/threonine/tyrosine kinase activity. Lineage: Eukaryota; Metazoa; Arthropoda; Thecostraca; Pollicipedomorpha; Pollicipedidae.
AUGACAUUCGAGUCGCUGUAUGCUGUGCACCACUACGGCUCGUACCUGGCUCAAUAUGAACUGGACGAGAUUGAUCAGUACGAUCACAUCUGGUUCCUCGGGCUCGGCGCCAAGAAGUUGGCCGGGGAUCCAGCUCGCCAGCAGAACGCCGGCUACGACGACGAGCACGGCAGCUACAUCAAGGUGCCGCGGGACCACAUCGCGUACCGGUACGAGAUACUGGAGGUGAUCGGUCGCGGCAGCUUCGGGCAGGUGAUCCGCACCCUCGACCACAAGACCAACACCCAAGUGGCCAUCAAGGUCAUCAGGAACAAGAAGCGGUUUCACCAGCAGGCCCUGAUGGAGGUCACCAUCCUGGAUCACCUGAGGAGGCGCGACAAAGAGGGCAACUACAACAUCAUCCACAUGCUGGACUAUUUUUACUUCCGCAAUCAUCUCUGCGUCACCUUUCAGCUAAUGGGGCUAAAUCUGUUCGAGCUGAUCAAGAAAAACAACUACCAGGGCUUGCCCAUGUCGCUGAUUCGCAAGCUCGCACAGUCCAUUGUGCAGUGCCUUCGGCUGCUGUGUAAGGAGGGCAUCAUUCACUGCGACCUCAAGCCGGAGAACGUGCUGCUGAAAUCUCGUAGCUCCUCCAGUAUCAAGAUUAUCGACUUCGGCAGCUCGUGCUACACGCACCAGCGUGUCUACACGUACAUCCAGUCCCGGUUCUACCGAUCGCCAGAGGUCAUUCUGGGCGUUCCAUACGGAACACCCAUAGACAUGUGGAGUCUGGGCUGUAUCCUAGCCGAGCUCAACACCGGCUUCCCGUUGUUCCCGGGCGAAAACGAGGUGGAACAGCUGGCUUGCAUAAUGGAAGUGCUGGACGUGCCGCCAGAGCAGCUGGUCCGGCACGCCUCCCGCCGCCGCCUCUUCUUCGACUCGAGGGGCACGCCUCGCACGCUGACUAACACUAAGGGCCGCCGCCGGAGGCCCGGCUCCAAACCCCUCACCGUCGCCCUCAACACGUCCGACACGAUGUUCGCCAACUUCGUCGAGAAGUGCCUAACCUGGGACCCGUCUCGGCGGAUGACGCCUGAGGAGGCGGCGCGCCAUCCGUUCCUGAGCAGCGGCCGGCGCGGUCCGCCGCCACCUCCGCCGCCGCCGCCCAGCUGGAGAGACGAGCCGCAAUGA